AUGGCAGAGGCAUCAGCAGCUUCCGCCUCUUCUUCAUACAGUCUGCCAGCGAUCCACGAGCUACACAUUCAAUCAGAAGCUUCGGCGAAUCCGCUGUCGUCCUCGCAAUCUGCUCGAGGGCACAACCGUGGUCGCAAUCGUGGUCGCGCACGAUCAAGAAGGACCGAUAACAUCAUCGCAUCAAAUGGCUCCGCUUCUACAAAUGAAGGCACUCCGUCCCAAUUGCCGGAGAGCUCUAUGCACAGCUCUACAAAGCCAACUUCCAAGAAAAAGGGCAACGGACGUGGUGCCGGCAGGUCUAGCAAACCCGAUGGCACAAACACAGCGUCUGAAUCGAACCAAAAGGCUUCUUCAUCAAAUUCUGCACCGCCACGCGUAGCAGCGCGGCGUCAGCAAUUCGGCGGCAAGCUCACUGGCGGGUCAGGGACUUCAACACCAGAACAGGCAAGCAGCACAUCAAAGCCAUCGCAAAACAGUCGGUCUAGGAAGCCAGCGGUCAAGGUCGCAGCAACUGCCGAUCCAGUCGAGUAUGCCGAUCUGCGUUCUCGUUUGCUUGCCGAGCUUUCAUCCGGAGAGUACGACUGUGUCAUCUGCUACAGCACUGUAACUACACGUCAAGCAACCUGGUCCUGUUCGCAAUGUCACUCCGUUCUCCACCUGCCGUGCGUUCGCAAAUGGGCCGAGAGCAGCGUCAAGAAGGCCGAAGAGCACAAUGCCAUGCAAGAGGAUCCCGAAAUUCGUAACCGUCGCGGCACGUGGCGUUGUCCUGGAUGUCAGUAUGCCAGAGAAGACGUUCCAAAGAUCUACUGGUGCUGGUGCGGCCGAACUCAGGAUCCAACUGGGGGCAGAGGCGCUAAUGCACACGGCUGCGGUCAGCGCUGCAGUCGCGGAAAAUGUGCCCAUGGCUGUGCCGAUGCCUGCCAUCCCGGUCCCUGCCCACCUUGCGCUGUCACCGUCUCUCAACAGUGCUUCUGUGGCGCCAAUACCAUCCCUAUGCGGUGCUCCCAGACUACGGCAAAGCAAGCUCGCAUCUCGACGCUCCACCAGCGCGGCACAUCGUGCGGUGACGUCUGUGGCAAGAAGCUUGAUUGCGGUGUGCACUCGUGUCAGAAUGUUUGUCAUCCAGGCAACUGUCAGCCCUGCUCGGUCUCAGUGGAAGCACGCUGCUAUUGUGGAAAGCACUUCAAAACCAUGCGCUGUGGGGAUGGCAUUCAACGCGAUAGUUUCGACGACACAAGCGCCUCCAUCUUCCCCGGUCGUUUUGCAUGCGAGGAUCGAUGUGAGCGCACCUUUGACUGUGGUGUACACUCGUGCUCCAACACCUGUCACGCUAGGGAUGCGGCUCGUCCAGUGUGUCCUUCCUCACCUCAAUUGGUUCAGACGUGUCCAUGCGGUGCUCAACCCGUCAAGUCGCGUACUUCGUGCCAGGAUCCCAUUCCCACCUGUGGUAACAUCUGCUCGAAAAUGUCGAAUUGCGGUCACCCCUGUCCGUCUGUCUGUCAUCUCGGGCCAUGUCCGCCUUGCCAGUUGCCAGUCUCAACGCCUUGCCGCUGCGGUGAGACCAAACAAAGCCGCGCUUGUUACGAGCGUCAGCAAGAAGAGCUUGAAGGGCAUCAAGAGGUUCUCUGCAACACAGUCUGCCAAUCUCUACGUCACUGCGGAAAGCACCAAUGCAACCGACAGUGCUGCCCACUCUACUUUCAGGCAAAGAGCAAGUCGAAAAAGAGGCCAACGGUCGCCGAGCUCCAAGCAAUGGACCCUGCCGGGCUGCACGAAUGCUCCAUUCCAUGUUCCAAGCCAUUGGCCUGUGGGCUGCACGAGUGUCCCAUGACAUGUCAUCGUGGCGCCUGUCCGCCAUGCCUUCAGGCCAGCUUUGAAGAGCUCAUCUGCCACUGCGGUCGUACCGUGUUGGAGCCACCUGUGCCAUGCGGCACACAAGUGCGCUGCAACUUUCCUUGCGUACGACCGCCACCCAGCUGCGGCCAUCCAAAGAUGCCACACGACUGUCAUGAAGAGGAAUCGUGUCCUCCGUGCGUCUAUCUCACCGACAAGGUCUGCCACUGCCAAAAGCAUAUCGUCAAGAACGUGCCGUGCAGCCGAUCGCGGGUUUCGUGCGGCCAAUCUUGCGAUGCACUACUUAAUUGCGGCUUCCACCGCUGUCAGGGAAUUUGCCAUGCCGCUGGCCGAGACUGCGCUCCUUGUGCCCAAGUAUGUGGUAAGCCGCGACGAUUGUGUCAGCACCCUUGCCAGCAAAAAUGCCAUGCGCCAUCCUCGUGCCCCGAAGCCGAACCUUGCGAGACUGUUAUCACGUUGCAGUGUGCAUGCGGCAACCUCCAAUCUCGCGCCACAUGCGGUGUAUCGAUCCAUGCGCAGAGCAGGGAAAAGUCACUCAAGUGCAAUGACUCGUGCAUCAUCGCGCAGAGGAACGCAAAGCUUGCUGAAGCACUCGGUCUGAACCCAUCCGAAAAGGCAGCGCCAGCCGCUUACGCAUACGAGACGCUCGCAUACUACGCUGUGCCAAACAACCGCAAGUUCUGCGACGGAUUGGAAGCCACGCUCAACGAUUUUGUUCGAUCGCCCAAAGCAGGCAUGGUUCUGCCGCCGGCCAACAAGUUCCAACGUAAAUUUACGCACGAACUUGCCGCUGUCUACAAGCUGGCGAGCGAGUGCAUGGAUUUGGAACCGCGUUGCAGUGUCAGCAUUCGACGUAAGCAGGACAGCCGUAUUCCCAAACCGUUGCUGACCGAAGCCUUUGCUUCAGCUCGCGCGUCGCUCAUGUCUUGGCAACAGCAGCAGCAACCGCAAGCUGCAGGCAGGUCAAUGGGUCUCGCUCAGCUGCAACGAUCCAGCACCGAUGCCCCCAAGCCGCUGAACGCCAUCUUCCUGCCUGGCGUGUUUGGACACGAUGAGGAUUCGCUGCGAUCUCUUUUGCAGCCGGCGCUCCGCACCAUUAAUUUUCAAAUCACCUGGCAAGGAGAUGAAGAUGUCGUCGUUACAUCGCCCGACUCGCCAACACGUCUCGUCAUGAUGAAGACGGAGCUCAAGUCGCUGGUUCGCAGGGAACAAUUUGCCCGCGACGUUAUCUUGUGUACUGUCGAUGCAAACAAGAACGUUUUACGCAGAGAAGAUGAGUUGAUGCUGAGCCGUGGCAACACUGCCGGUGCAGCAAUAGGCUCGGCAUGGGGCUCUUCGGCAAUGAAGCGAGGUGGAGCGAAAGCCAGCGGUUCUGGUGCGACGGGCUUUGCCAAUCCCAGCUCUGGUCCUGUAGGAGAUCGUGGUUGGGCUGCCGUCGCUUCUGGGUCCGGUCGCAACUCGCCCCUUACUGCUACUGAGCGUAUGUGGGACCAACCCACGAUGAUUACACAACUCAAUGGUGCCAGGGUAACUACAGCACCCACUGCUGGAAUUAUUCCGAACCCGAAUGAUCCUCGACGAUCCGCUACCCAUGUUGACCUACCCGCGGCCACUGGGGAAAGAGCAGCGGAACCUGCAGCCGCGGAUGGACCUGUACCUGAAAGCUGGGAAGACGACAACUAG
Messenger RNA from Mycosarcoma maydis (corn smut), 3537 nucleotides. RefSeq lists its product as uncharacterized. Bases 1 to 3537 code for a protein of 1178 amino acids. NCBI's taxonomy places the organism in Eukaryota, Fungi, Basidiomycota, Ustilaginomycetes, Ustilaginales. Gene Ontology annotation, biological process: negative regulation of transcription by RNA polymerase II. The transcript has a single exon. Gene Ontology annotation, molecular function: DNA-binding transcription factor activity, RNA polymerase II-specific; zinc ion binding; RNA polymerase II transcription regulatory region sequence-specific DNA binding. The record is from RefSeq and is a predicted model, not a curated record. Gene Ontology annotation, cellular component: nucleus.